AUGAUGGAGCAGAUCGUGAAGAGGAAGAAGAAAGGGAGGCCGCCGAAGAUAGAUCCCGGCACCAGAGAUCUGCCGCCACCGCCGCAGUCGGAGCGAGACCUCCGGCGAAGCCUCCGCCGCCGGAGUGUAAAGUACGUCUUCGACCUCGACGAUUACUUCGACGAGGAUGAGCUGUUCACUGAUGAAGAGGACCAGCUCCGUAGGGAGAAAAAACUGGAGCACCUGCUCAAGCUCCAGACCGGCGGCGAGUCGGAGCCGACCACCCUGCAGAGGAGCCGGUUCCGGCGCGUGGACCACGCGCCCGCCGCGUCAGCAUCUUCAUCGGAGGACGACGACAGGCCCUUGAAAAACCGGAGAAUCAAUGGUUACUUGGGCAGGGACGUGGAUGAUGAUAAUGAUUACACAAACGAGGAAGAUAACUACAAUGGCGAAGAAGAAGAGGUUGGAGAAAGAAAGCUGGAUUCGAAAGCAGAGGAGUCACCUCCAGGGACACCAGCCAGGGGACCAUUUGGGGUCCAGCUGCCAGAUAUGAAGGCCUUGGAGUUAAUUUUGGACAAACUUCAAAAGAAGGAUAUUUAUGGUGUUUAUGCAGAACCGGUUGAUCCUGAAGAACUUCCGGAUUACCAUGAUAUAAUAGAAAAUCCAAUGGACUUUGCCACCGUGAGGAAUAAGCUGGGAAAUGGAUCGUAUGCAACCUUCGAACAAUUUGAGAGUGAUGUUUUCCUCAUUUGCUCAAAUGCGAUGCAAUAUAAUGCACCGGAUACUGUAUACUACAAACAUGCACGCAACAUCCAAGAGCUGGCAAAAAGGAAAUUCGAAAAGAUAAGAUUAAACAUGGAACGCAUGGAGAAAGGGAUCAAACCUGAGCAAAAGUCGAGAUCCAGCUUUACUUUGAAGAAGCAGAUUAAAAGGCCUGUAGGUCGACCACUGAUGCAAGAACCAGUGGGCUCGGAUUUCUCUUCUGGAGCUACUCUUGCCACUGCUGGCGAUAACCAUAAUGUCUCAAAUGCACUUCAAACACCUGGUAUUGUUGAUGGGCCAGCUGAGGGUAUUUCGUUCUGCAGUGAUAGCAAUUUAGACAAGAUUGAUGAAUCAUUGCCAGGAAAUGGUACACCGUCUCGAUUUGGUAGGAAACCCUUUCUAUAUGAAGAAAACCGUCGUGCAACAUAUACCAUAUCUCUAUCUGAAGCUGUGGUCAACCCGAACUCGAUAUUCUCGACUUUUGAUGGAGAAACCAAACAGCUGGUUCCUGUAGGGGUCUAUGCGGAUCAUUCGUACGCGAGGAGUCUGGCCCGUUUUGCAGCAACCCUUGGGUCCGUUGCCUGGACAGUUGCUUCUAAGAGGAUUGAACAGGCUCUGCCCCAAGGGUUGAAGUUCGGGCAGGGUUGGGUUGGAGAGUACGAGCCGCUUCCAACCCCCAUAUUAAUGCUCAAAAACCACACCAUAAAGGAGCCUCCUUUUUUCGCCAAAGUACAGCCCAAUGCUCAUUCUAGGAAGUUGGAAAAAUUCCCUUCUAACUUGGUCACAGAAAACCCAGUCAGCUUGCCUUUGCCAGUAAACAAGCUGCCACCUUUUUACCCCGCCGUGAGCAAAACACCUCCAGUUGUAACUGCUCGGCCAACUGGAGGGAAUAAUAUUGCAGAGACUAAGUCACAGUUCUUUUUAUCUCCAGCGGCUGGCCCCAACGGUUCCCACAAUCCGAACUACCAGCAUCAAAGUUUACAAUCACGUUCUAUCUUUGAAACCAACAACAAAAAAUUCUCAAAGCACGUUGAGUCGAAUGGCUGUCCUCCUUCAGUACAUAAGAAUUCUACUGACCAUGUCGGCAACAGACAGAUUCCCAGAGGUUUGGAAGCAGAAGUUUCUGGAUCUCCACGAAACAUCAGCUUCCCUCCACCUGGACCUUUUAAACAGCCGGACCCCAAUGGGCCUGCUUUUCAAAGACAACCCGAUUGGAAAUUAGUUAACAAUUAUGGAGCGGAUGGCAAUACUAAAGUCUGCCCGCCCCCUGGUAUGGGAAAACCCACGGGCUAUUAUUCUCACCACGAGCCACGUCCGGGCCUCAGUGACCCUGUGCAGCUAAUGCAACAGCUGUCGGAAAAGGCUCGCCAAAGCCAACCGAAGCCUCCAAACCAGUCCUCUCCCAAGGCCUCCGCUGGAAACGACCUGAACAACGCGGCCUUAGCAGCUGCCCGUGCGUGGAUGUCCGUGGGGACUGGUGGUUUCAGGCCGCCUCCCGAGAACGUGAACAAGGUACACACAGACUCGCUUUAUAACACCACCCGGGAAAUGCAGUCACAGGCAUUGAGAUUCCAUGGGGAAUCUCAUGCUCCUAGGCUGCAGCACGCUGCACUACAAGAGAAGAAUAUUUCGAAUAUUUUGCCCGUUUAUGGUUUUGUUGGGCAAGGGCAGAUGCCCGUGAUGGUGGGAAAUAAUCAGAUCUUGCAGUUCCAGAACCAGCGGUCGGUUUUCCCACAGAUGGCAGGUUCUGAUAUGUCGAGGCUGCAGAUGCAGUCAUCCACCUGGCGGGGUAUCAGCCCCCAAAUGCAGCUGAUGCAAAAUCAGGAGAAAUAUCCCCCGGAUUUGAAUAUCGGGAUUCAGUCGUCAGGGUCGCCUGGGAGGCCGUCAUCGGCGUUGCUGGUUGACUCUCAGCAACCGGAUUUGGCUCUUCAGCUAUGA
Molecule: messenger RNA, 2679 nt
Organism: Striga hermonthica
Lineage: Eukaryota; Viridiplantae; Streptophyta; Magnoliopsida; Lamiales; Orobanchaceae
Source: the annotation of a GenBank genome assembly